GACGCUUUAGUGGCCCCGCCCUCCCGCUGGCUCGUCAUCACUGUACGGAACUGAACUGUCUUCAUUAGAGAAAAUUACAUAUUUGUAAAUUUGACAUAUAUAAACAACGACUUAAACAGUGAAUAGAGCUCAUCUGUGAAAUUGACUUUAAAAGCCAUCGCCCUUGUUUUGUUAUUCAUUUGAAAGAAGUGAUCAAUCCAGUGCAGCAGGUGAAUCGUUAACUGGGCACUAUAUAUAAAUAAUUACACCUGAUGCCCGUCUGCGCUCACUGCAUCCUGCUCCACUGACCCACAAUGAAGGCUCUGAUUCUGGUUGGCGGCUAUGGCACAAGAUUACGGCCACUCACGCUCACUGUGCCCAAACCUCUGGUUGAAUUCUGCAACAAGCCCAUCCUGUUGCAUCAGGUGGAAGCUCUGGUCAAGGCUGGAGUCCGUCAUGUGAUUUUGGCUGUGAGCUACAUGUCUGAGCUGUUGGAGCGAGAGAUGAGAGCUCAGGAGCAGAGGCUUGGAAUAAAAAUCUCCCUUUCACAUGAGAAGGAACCUCUAGGCACCGCUGGUCCUUUGGCUUUGGCACGAGAGUUUCUGACCGAUAACGAAGAGCCUUUCUUCGUUCUCAACAGUGACGUCAUCUGCGAUUUUCCCUUCAACGAUAUGCUGAGGUUUCACCAGCAGCAUGGCAGAGAGGGCACUAUUGUCGUGACAAAAGUGGAAGAGCCAUCUAAGUAUGGUGUGGUUGUGUAUGAAGGAGACACUGGACGAAUACACCGCUUUGUGGAGAAGCCACAAGUGUUUGUUUCCAACAAAAUCAAUGCUGGGAUGUACAUCUUUAGCCCUGCCAUGCUGAGAAGAAUCCAGUUGCGACCCACGUCCAUUGAGAAGGAAAUAUUUCCUGUCAUGGCAGAGGAGGGACACCUUUAUGCUCUAGAGCUGCAAGGUUUCUGGAUGGACAUCGGCCAGCCCAAAGACUUCCUGACAGGCAUGUGCAUGUACCUGCAGUCUGUCCGGCAGCAGGCCCCUGAGAGACUCCGCACCGGGCCAGGCUUCCUCGGAAAUGUUCUCGUGGACUCAACGGCAGUGAUUGGUGAAAACUGUACCAUCGGGCCCAAUGUGACAAUCGGGGCCGGAGUGGUUCUGGAGGAUGGUGUGAGAGUAAAGCGCUGUACCAUCCUGAAGGGGGCGCACAUACGCUCCCAUUCAUGGCUGGAGUCCUGCAUUGUGGGAUGGAGCUCAUCAGUGGGGCAGUGGGUGAGCUUCAUUGUCCAAAGAGCACUACCUUUUCAUGUGCGGAUGGAGAAUGUUACGGUUCUGGGUGAAGAUGUAAUCGUGAACGAUGAACUCUACAUCAACGGUGCCAAUGUCCUGCCGCAUAAAUCUAUCACAGACUCUGUUCCUGAGCCGCGAAUCAUCAUGUGAAGGACCCUUCAUGCCCCUCACGAAGUGCCCAAGUAUGCAACCACUGGAUGACAGGAGAAUCAACUGUGCUUGAUGAGUGUUAUUUGUGAAGAAUUGGAAGUAUGCAGUCACUGACUGGUGUUUUUGAAAGUGCUGCCCCAAGAAAUAAAAUCACAUCUGUAAUAGAUGAUCUCCAGCUGACAUUUCUGACCUGUCAAGUGCUGCUUUUAUUUCCCUGUCUGCAUUGUGUUCCCUAUUACUAACAAUUAGACCAGGACUCACCUUGCUUUUGUGCAUUUUGUUGAUUUUGAGACACUAAUAGGCUGUCUAGUUUGUAUCCUUUUCAUUGUUUUUCUGUUUAUAAACAGAGACAUGUAAUUCUUUCAGGAUAAAACUUGGUGCCUGUAGAAAGAAUGAGAAGUAUGUUUAUGUAUCAGAUGAUGCAAUGGCUGAUCACUGUAAAGACUGUUCACACCUAAAACUUGUAGUGUUGUGCUAAAUUAUGCAAGCCGUUUUUUUUAUUCAUCGCUCAAGGUCAUGCAGAAAUGUCAUGGUUACUUCCUGUGCAGAUGAACAAAAGAAGGAAAAAAAUACAUUCAAGUACACAAAUGAGGA
Puntigrus tetrazona (Sumatra barb) is the source of this 2006-nucleotide messenger RNA. It is a transcript of the gene gmppb, whose product is annotated as GDP-mannose pyrophosphorylase B. NCBI's taxonomy places the organism in Eukaryota, Metazoa, Chordata, Actinopteri, Cypriniformes, Cyprinidae. The record is from RefSeq and is a predicted model, not a curated record. Bases 294 to 1412 code for a protein of 372 amino acids. Gene Ontology annotation, molecular function: mannose-1-phosphate guanylyltransferase (GTP) activity; GTP binding. Gene Ontology annotation, biological process: GDP-mannose biosynthetic process; cell wall mannoprotein biosynthetic process. Gene Ontology annotation, cellular component: cytoplasm. The transcript is spliced from 10 exons.